Zeugodacus cucurbitae (melon fly) is the source of this 3828-nucleotide messenger RNA. RefSeq names its product phosphatidylinositol 4,5-bisphosphate 3-kinase catalytic subunit delta isoform (gene Pi3K92E). Gene Ontology annotation, molecular function: 1-phosphatidylinositol-3-kinase activity; 1-phosphatidylinositol-4-phosphate 3-kinase activity. Gene Ontology annotation, biological process: phosphatidylinositol-3-phosphate biosynthetic process; phosphatidylinositol 3-kinase/protein kinase B signal transduction; phosphatidylinositol-mediated signaling. Gene Ontology annotation, cellular component: cytoplasm; phosphatidylinositol 3-kinase complex; plasma membrane. The coding region runs from base 577 to 3798 and encodes 1073 amino acids. The record is from RefSeq and is a predicted model, not a curated record. Lineage: Eukaryota; Metazoa; Arthropoda; Insecta; Diptera; Tephritidae. The transcript has 12 exons.
AUUCACCUCACGCGUGUUGAAAUUAUAAUAUAGAACGUAUUAUACGUUCUCUGUAUAGCGUUUGGUGUUUGACAAUUUACACUCUACACAGUUUCAUUCAGAUAACGUCAAAUAUGUCAAAAACGAAAACAACGAAAAUCGAAAACACACAAAAUUGAAAAAAUAUGAUUCACACCCCCGGAAAAAAUCAAAAUUAGGAAUACAUGAAAAUACGCGUUUUUUUAUUUGAGUUGUAAGCAGGAUUAUCGAAGCAAUUACCAAAUAGCGUGAUUAAAAAACGCCCGCUUAUAUGUACUUAGGACAAGUGUGUAGCAAUUUGUUCGAAUGUUAUUGAACUAAUAUUUUAUUUAAUACAAAUGAAAUGCUAACAAAUGUUUUUUGAAGUAUUCACAGUCCUUGCAUAAAGGGAAUUUAGCCGUUAUAAAGACAACUGAGAUUGAUUAAACCUUAGCGUUCAUAUGAUUUAUCAAUAACAGACGGUGGUAUAAAUACUACUUAUAUUAACUGAUCAUAAAGAGAUUAUCAAAGUUGAUCGGAGCAAAUAUUAUUUGGAAAUACGGGACAUAGGGCACAAGAAUGGCUCCUCUCUCUUGCCCUACGGACUCCAUCGAUUUUUGGAGGAAUGAGGUGCCAGAACGCGCCGAAAUCAGCUGCCUUAUGCCAAAUGGAAUUCUUAUUCUAACUGUAGUGCCCAUCAAUUGUACUAUCCGGGAAAUCAAAACGGAAGUUAUUAGAGAAGCAAAAAACUUUCCGCUAUGUCAUUUAAUAAAGGAUCCCUGUGACUAUGAAGUUAGUGGUAUUUCAAAUUUUGCUAAUGUUGAUUGUUUCACCGACGAAACAAAACGUCUAUCGGAAAUACAACCAUUUUUUUGUUUACUUCGAUUGGGAGAACGCACAGAACCCUCAACAAUAUCAAGUGAUUAUGAACUAUCCAAGUUGGUUAGCAAUAUGAUUGGGAAAUCAUUUGAAGAAUAUAGUGCGCAACGUACUCCCGAGGUAGAUGAUUUUCGACGCAAACUAGCACAUCUUUGUGAUAAAAUGGAACAGGUGCGAUCUCGAUUCACUUGGUCAGAGAAGCUACUCUACGAACAUCCAAUGCGUAUUGCAAAUACCCCGGUUAUGCCUGAAUUAAUACGUAAACGAUUGGGUGGUACAAGUUUUCUUAUAGUUGUUAAAUUAGAGAAUGACGAAGGCUCCUAUACAAUUCCUGUUAGUGAACAUGAUACUUCAAGUACAGUGAUUGAAUCUGCACUAAUGAAGAUGCAGCGUUCUCAAAUAAGAGUAGGAGAUCGGCCAUCAGACUAUAUAUUAAAAGUACGUGGUCGCGACGAAUUUAUUUUCGGUGAAUACCCAAUUAUACAGUUCAUAUAUAUACAGGAAAGUCUUUCCGGCUCCGAUGUGCCCAAUGUAGUUUUAAAACCUAUACACACACUGCAAUCGUACAUAAACUACAGAAAUGAUUUGAAUUUUUCCACCAAGCGAACACGAAAGCCGGAAUAUAAUCCUCCAUCUCUGCUUAACGAUCCGGGUCAAGAGCGAAAAGCCACUUCGUCAUGGGACAUAUUAAAUUUUUUUAAAUUGCGUGUACACCAAAUCGAAAAUGUAAAUUGUGAUCUCUCGCGUGCUAUCAAGGUGGGUGUACACAUUGGUCUUUUCCAUGGGGAGCGUCGUCUUUGUGCAACACAAUCUGUUGAAAUCGCGAUUAGUAACAAUCGUUCAUUUACAUUCGAGAAAGAAAUUACUUUCGAUAUAUCAGUACAAAAUUUACCACGAAUGGCGCGUUUAUGCAUGGUUAUCUACGAAGUAACGAAAGCAUCAAGAUCCAAAAAAUCUUCAAACACAAAUCGUGAUAAUAUUUACAAAGAAGCCAACACAUAUGUAAAUAAUAAUCCGUUGGCUUGGGUUAAUACGACCAUAUUUGACUAUAAACAUCAAAUGCGCUCUGGGUGUCUCGCACUUUACACAUGGACUUACGCAGAUGAUAUUCAAUCGGAUGAAAUUUUCCAUCCCCUAGGUACGAUUGAACCAAACCCUCGUAAAGAUGGAUGUGCUAUAGUGAAACUAGCAUUUCACUGUUACGAUCAUGAAAAUGUACAGUUUCCACGGAUGAUGGCGGUUCUGAAGUAUGCAGAAGAGUUACAUCAAGUUGAAGUUUUUAGUAGUGAUAAAUUGCAUGAAAACUCCAAACCGAUCAGUGUUAUGUUAUCACAAUAUCUUCGCAUUGAUAAAAUAUACGAAAUGCAUGAUCAGGAUCGCAAUGCACUUUGGUCGAGAAGAUACGAACUUUUGGCCGAAGCGCCUGAGGAAUUAUCCACUUUGCUGCACUGUGUUAACUGGAACGAACGUGACGAAGUAGCCGAGACUUGGAAUCUAUUGCAACAAUGGCCUACAAUAUCAGUAGAAAGAUCUCUUGAAUUACUAGACUAUGCUUAUCCGGAUCCGGCGGUUCGAAGUUUUGCCAUACGUUGCCUCCAGUUUUUAAGAGAUGAGGAAUUAUUAUUAUAUCUAUUACAACUGGUGCAAGCCAUGAAACAUGAGUCUUAUUUAGACUGCGAUUUAGUAACAUUUCUUCUUGAAAGAGCGUUGCGCAAUCAAAGAAUUGGUCACUAUUUUUUUUGGCACUUGCGAUCCGAAAUGCAAACACUCUCAAUGCAGACUCGAUUUGGACUAUUACUUGAAGGGUACCUAAAAGGCUGCAAACCACACGUGCCUCAUCUUUGUAAACAGCUCAAAGUUUUAGACGCACUCAAAGCUGGUUCUUUGAUCGCCAAAAAAGGAAGCAAGGAAAAAGGUCGCAAGGAGAUGCAGGAUUUCCUUUCGAGUCCAAGCAAUAGCAGUAUAUUCCAGAGCAUACAAAACCCAUUGAAUCCCAGCUUUCGAUGCAAAGGGAUACAACCUGAAAAAUGCAAAGUAAUGGACUCGAAAAUGAGGCCACUUUGGAUUGUAUUAAAAAAUGCUGAUCAAAGUUGUAAUGAUAUUUAUAUAAUUUUCAAAAAUGGCGACGAUUUACGACAGGAUAUGUUAACCUUGCAAAUGCUACGUGUCAUGGACCAAUUAUGGAAGAAUGAAGGUAUGGAUUUUCGCAUGAAUAUUUACAACUGCAUUAGUAUGGAGCGUCGUUUAGGAAUGAUCGAAGUUGUGCUAAAUGCCGAAACAAUCGCCAAUAUACAAAAAGAGAAGGGUAUGUUCUCAGCAACAUCACCUUUUAAGAAAGGCUCCUUAUUUAGUUGGUUGAAGGAAUAUAAUCGUACUGAAGAUGAAAUGAAUAAAGCAAUAAACGAAUUUACAUUAAGUUGUGCUGGGUAUUGUGUGGCCACCUAUGUUCUAGGCGUGGCUGACCGACAUUCAGAUAACAUAAUGGUCAAACGUAACGGACAGCUUUUUCAUAUUGAUUUCGGUCACAUACUAGGCCAUUUCAAGGAGAAAUUUGGUGUGCGUCGUGAGCGAGUUCCUUUUGUACUAACACAUGAUUUUGUAUAUGUUAUAAGUAAAGGACGUAACGACCGAGAUUCCGAAGAAUUUCUUUAUUUUCAAAAUAUGUGCGAAAAGGCAUUUUUAGUGUUACGAAAACAUGGCUGUCUCAUACUAUCUUUAUUUUCAAUGAUGAUAUCAACCGGACUGCCAGAACUAUCCUCUGAAAAAGAUCUGAAUUACUUAAAGGAAACUCUGGUUCUUGACUAUACCGAGGAGAAAGCCCGCGAGCACUUCCGUUCAAAGUUCAGCGAAGCUUUAGUCAACUCUUGGAAGACUUCUUUGAAUUGGGCUUCGCAUAAUUUUUCAAAAAAUAAUAAACAGUAGACAAAUGCAUUUGAAGUAUUAACGCAUAAA